Messenger RNA from Tricharina praecox, 1262 nucleotides. RefSeq lists its product as uncharacterized. NCBI's taxonomy places the organism in Eukaryota, Fungi, Ascomycota, Pezizomycetes, Pezizales, Pyronemataceae. The transcript is spliced from 4 exons. The record is from RefSeq and is a predicted model, not a curated record. Bases 101 to 1018 code for a protein of 305 amino acids.
CAUACCAUACCAUACCAUACCAUACCAUACCAUUCCGAUCGCUCUACACCAAACAAACAACGAAACAAACAAACAAGCAAAACCAAUAACAGCAGCAGCCAUGAGCAAACUUCUUACUGUCUUCGGUGCGACUGGAAACCAGGGUGGUUCCGUCAUCAGGACCGUUCUCGGGCACCCCCAGCUCUCGAAGCAAUUCCGCAUCCGCGCCAUCACUAGGGACCCGUCCAAACCCUCCGGUAAGGCUCUGGCAGACCAGGGCGUCGAGGUCGUCAAGGCGGACUUGAUGGACAAGUCAUCGCUGGCCACCGCCAUCAAGGGCUCGAAUGCCGUCUUUGCGGUCACCAACUUCUGGGAAACCAUGUCGAAGGAGACCGAGGUGAAACAAGGACGCAACAUCGCCGAAGUUUCCGCCGAGCUCAACGUUGAACACUUGGUCUGGAGUUCACUGCCAAACGUCACUACCCUCAGCAACGGCGCACUUCCGAAUGUCGAGCAUUUCGACGGCAAGGCCGAGAUCGAUGCCUACAUCCGCGAGUUGGGCGUCCCCAUGACCAGUUUUGUCCCCGGCUUCUACAUGAGCAACCUCAAGAGCGCAAUGCAGAAGGGUGAGGAUGGUUCGUACACACUCGCCUGGCCGGUUCCAGCGUCCACAAAGUUCCCACUCUUCUCGGCCGGCACGGAUACGGGCAAAUUCGUGGCGUCGAUCCUGCUCCACCGCGAGCAACUCCUCAACGCCAAUGUUCUCGCCGCCAGUGGCUGGUGGAGCGGACAGGAGAUCGUCGACACCUUCAAGGAGGUGACGGGCAAGAAGGCGCAGUACGCUGAGCCGCCGGCGGACGUGUGGAAGGGCUUCCUGCCAAACGAGAAGAUCGCGCAGGAGAUGCUCGAGAAUUUCUUGUUGGUUCGUGAUUAUAAAUAUUUCGGGGCCAAUGCUGAGCAGAAUUUGACGAGCGCGAUCGAGUUGCUGGAGGAGGCACCACGUUCGCUGAAGGAGUACUUUGAGAGUGAGCAGUGGUAGAUGUCAGAUGUUAUGUGGAUCGACGGACGGCGAUGAGCGGGUGGACUAUGGAAGGACGGCCCGAAACGCGGAGCGUCUUGAUGUUGGUUAGCUGGGGUUGAACGAGAACGAGAGACUUGUCAAUGGAACGUGCGCGCGCGCUUGAUUUCGUUUUACGCGUGAGCACAUCAUAUAAGUGACGGUUGACAUAUAGCCCUCUCUCCGACGUCGUUCCGCCGGAAAGCCUCAGAAGGAACAAGGCAAG